UGGGUCCCUCAUUGGAAUAUCCACUCUUCUACUAGAAUCUCCACCUAUAGACUCUCAGGUCUUGCAUUGGCCUGUUCCUCAUUCCUUCCUUCUCGUCUUUCAGUUAAACUCGCUGUAUCCAUAUCUAAUUCUUCUACUUGCAAUUCACCAUGAACCACGGCACUGUCGCUAUAGCUCUCGUGCAACGCCAGGUCAUGAUCAUUCAGGCCUGCCGAUCGCACGCUCGCCAUGACCGUUGGCUGGAUGUGUAUACAUAUGUACCAUUUGGCGACCGGUUGUUCCUCGCGUCGCCUGUCCCCUAUGCGCGCAUCGCAUCUUCUGACCUUCUGGCCAUAUUCCAUUUCCGCACGCCCACCACCGAUAUGAUCGAGCUUUCUGAACAAGCUUACCAGGAGUUUAUGGAACUCAAUGCAAAACAUCGGCUUAAGUAUGAAAACAUGUGGCGCCGCCGCAAGGCCAGGAGGGCCCUCAGCUGGUGAUUCGCGGUAUUCAGGACACCAGGCGUCCCCACAUAACUCAGGUUUCAGGGUGACCAGAGCACUCAGUUUGCCUU
Messenger RNA from Pisolithus orientalis, 553 nucleotides. RefSeq lists its product as uncharacterized. Bases 150 to 479 code for a protein of 109 amino acids. The record is from RefSeq and is a predicted model, not a curated record. The transcript is spliced from 2 exons. Lineage: Eukaryota; Fungi; Basidiomycota; Agaricomycetes; Boletales; Pisolithaceae.